Molecule: messenger RNA, 2204 nt
Organism: Triticum dicoccoides
Lineage: Eukaryota; Viridiplantae; Streptophyta; Magnoliopsida; Poales; Poaceae
Product: protein HESO1-like
Exons: 10
Coding region: 110-1798 (562 amino acids)
Biological process (GO): RNA 3'-end processing
Molecular function (GO): nucleotidyltransferase activity
Source: RefSeq, a predicted model, not a curated record
GGCUUUGCGGUUUUGUUGACCUUUCCACCGGUGACCUCCUUACCCGGCCGGCUCGCCAGCCUCGCCGAUCCCGCCGGCUUCCGGCCGCCGGCUCUCUCCGUCCCACUCCAUGGCGUCGGUGACCGUUACGCCUCUUUCCGCGCCCGAACCCGAGCCCUCAGCUCGCCCCGACAACCUUCCCCGGCCCAGCGUGGCAAUUUCAUGGGACACCCAAGCUCUAUGCAAGCAUGCGGAAACCUGCGAGUUGGGAUCAGAGGCAUUCCUGAUUGAUCCUGCUCUGCUUCCAACUCUAGAAGGUCUACUUCUAGAAACAUAUGCGAUGUUGCGCCCAAAGCCAGUUGAGUAUGAGCAACGACGUACUAUGAUAGACGUCUUCAACAAAAUUGCCAAAGAUAUUUUUGGUAAAAAAGAUGAUUUUCCGGUUGUGGAACCGUUUGGGUCAUUCACAAUGGAUCUAUUUACUACUAAAAGUGAUCUUGAUCUCUCUGUCAACUUUAGCAAUGAUAUGGAUGGUCAAUUUGCUCGCAAGGACAAGAUUUCUGUUAUUAGAAAGUUCGCAAAAGUCCUACAUAAGCAUCAGAGCCGUGGUCGUUGUUAUGGGGUUUUACCUGUUUUAAGUGCUAUAGUUCCUGUACUGAAGGUUACUGAUAAGGGAACCGGGGUUGAAUGUGAUAUUUCAGUCGAAAACAAAGAUGGCAUGUCAAGAUCGAUGAUAUUUAAACUUGUUUCUUCAAUUGAUGAAAGAUUUCAGAUACUUUGUUAUCUGAUAAAGUUCUGGGCUAAGACACAUGAUGUUAAUUGUCCCAAAGAUCGAACGAUGAGCUCGAUGGCAAUUAUCUCCUUAGUUGCUUUCCAUUUACAGACCCGGCAUCCUCCAAUAUUACCUGCAUUUUCCGGCUUACUGAAAGAUGGUGCAGACUUUGCAAGUGUCCAGAGAAACGUUGUGCUAUUCAAGGGAUUUGGGAGCACUAAUAAAGAAUCCGUUGCUGAACUUUUUGUAUCACUAAUGAGUAAACUACUAGCAGUAAAGGAUUUAUGGGAGCAAGGGCUUUGUGCCAGCAAUUUUGAUGGAUUCUGGAUCUCAAAGACCUGGAACAGAGGAAUUGGUAACUUGAGUGUGGAAGACUUCUUGGACCGAUCUCAGAAUUUUGCCAGAUCAGUAGGGAAGGUGGAGAUGCAGAACAUCUGUGAAUGCCUAAAGGAUACUGUUUCCAAAUUGACUGAUUUCUUUAGGGGUAAAAUUGAUGCACCGACACUGAAGAUCCUCAUUUUUGGGGCGUUAAAUCAGGAUGUGCCAGUCAGUCACCCCAGUCCAAAACAUGUUAAGAGCAAGAGGAAGAGGGAGUUGCGACAUGACCCUGCAAACAGUGAGAAGCAGCAAAAGAAAGUGAAGCACGCUGCACAACGCGGCCGCGCUGCUAACAGGAUUGAUUCUAUUUUACCAACUCCCACUGUAUUUAUGCCUCAUGUGCAUCAAGUAGGUUCUACCCAACCAUUUAAUCAGAUUGUGCAUCCAUCUCAGCUUCCGAUUCCUCAGCUUUCCUACGGGUUGCCACAAGCACACUUUCAUCCAGGUCCUCAUAUGAUAGGACAACCUCAUGGUAGUUUCAUCUACUCGACGGAUCCUGGGAUUCAACUGCAGCAGCAAGCCCGGCAUAUGUUUGUUCCUUUGCCAGUCCACCAGCCAGCGAUUAAUAGGUCGUUUCACCCCCAUGGUUUCAACGGGGCACAUGAGGUCCUGUAUGAUGACAAUAGCUGGUUACCUUACGGAAUCAAUCCGAAUUACAGGAGGGUAUGACAGGUGCAGCAGCUUGAAGGGGGCGGUGUAGCCAGCUAAUUGGUGGGGAAUUGUGGUGUUGAUGUGUUGUAGAAUGAAAUGUGCAUUAGCAUUCAUGUAACAAGUUGUUGUUUUGUCCAAAUUGACGGCGAAAGGGAAACCGAAAGCUUUUCUAUGUUGGUCUGCGGUGAGCAGAUUGUAAGUUUAUUCUAGCCUUGGUAAUUGCUCAGCUUGAAAUAUUUUUGGUUAGGAGCCUGGGUGAAGAUUUGAGAUGGCCAGGUAGAUAGCACUGCAGCAAAGGGCAAACUAGAGUAGCUGCUGCUAACUGUUUGCCCAUGUCUGUUUUGUAAUGAAUGAGUGAGCCUAUCAGUUCGUAUGAAGCAACUGUUGUAAUGCAGCUGUAUCAGCUUGAUUGGUUCUCUGCUGU